CUGCGGUUUUUUUCCUCAAUCGGGAAACUUUCGUGACCAGCGAGCGACGAGGCGAUAAGAGAGAUACGCCAGUGAACUAUCUUCCCCACAAGUUCUCACGUACCCCGGGAAAAUCUGCAGCAUGACAACCGUCACCACACCAUCUCAUCAGCCCAAGACCUUAUCGCGAGUCGCGACCGCCGCAGGAGGUCCCCCUUGGCAAUCUGGGGUUCGACUAUGAGUGAGAUAGGAGUCGUCCUGUGAGCGCGCAGACCGGCUAGAGGCAACCCGGGCAGACGACAUAUAAACACUCGACAGCUGUCAAGUGACAAGGACUCAAAAGACGUCCAGACACCAGACUGCAUCCCAUCCUCACAUCGUAUCGCACCUCCCACAAAGCACACCAACACACUCCGUCGAGAAUGCGCAAUGGAUACCACCGCCGACUCUCAAUUUCCCUCCCCGCGAGCCAUCGCGGCCGAGCAGCAAGCCGCGCGCGAUGAGCGCGACCUCGCGGCCAUGGGCCACACGCAGGCCCUGCAUCGCAAGUUCAGCAUGGGCAGCAUGUUCUUCCUCUCCUUCAUCGUCCUCGGUACCUGGUCGACGUUUGCCCAGGGCCUCAACAGCGGACUCGUCAGCGGCGGCCCCAUCACCAUCCUCUGGGGACUCGUCUUUGUCACCUUUUGCAACCUAUGCGUCGCCGUCUCGCUGGGCGAGCUCUGCAGCAGCAUGCCCACCGCCAUGGGCCAGGCGUACUGGAUAUCCCGUCUCUGGCCAGGGGAUUGGGGCCGCUUCGUAUCAUACAUGUGUGCCUGGAUCAACACCUUUGGCUGGUGGACGCUUUCGGCAUCCCAGCUGGCCUUCAUGGCCGACUUUAUCCUGAGCAUGAAGCUACUAUACGCGCCCAAUUGGUCGCACGCGUCCGACGGAUGGAUCAACUUCCUGGUGUACCUGGGCCUCACUUUCUGUCUCACGGUGGUCAAUAUCGUGAGCUGCAAGCGGGACCCCAUCCUUCCAUGGGUGAACAACUUUGUCGGCGUUUGCUUCAUCGGGCUCUUUAUCAUCUUUUCGGUCGUCCUGCUCGCCUGCGUGGGUGGCAAGGCUGACCUCUCCUUUCAGCCUGCAUCCUUUGUAUUUGGGACGUGGAUCAACCAGGGCGGUUGGAACAACGGAGUCACCUGGUUCCUCGGUCUAGUCCAGGCAGCCUAUGGGUUGACCGCUUUCGACGCAGCCAUUCACAUGGUCGAAGAAAUUCCCGAGCCGCGCAAGACCAUCCCAAGAGUUCUGUGGCUCUCCGUGACCAUGGGUGCCAUAACCGGCUUCAUUUUCAUGGUCGUCUGUCUCUUCUGUAUCCAGGAUCUGGACGCCGUGCUGAACCCCGCCACCGGACUGCCGUUUAUUGAACUCUUGGUGCAGACCACAGGCGUCAAAGGCGGCACGGUUCUCCUAGCCCUCUUCAUCUUCAACGGCAUGGGCCAGGCCAUUAGUAUCCUGACGACCGGGUCCCGUCUCACUUGGGGGUUCGCGCGUGAUGGUGGGCUACCAUGGAGCGCGUUCCUGAGCCGUGUCAGUGUCUACUGGAACGCGCCCUCCCGCGCCUUGUGGCUCCAAGGAAUCGUCAUUGGCUUGGUGGGUGUUCUCUACACCUUUGCCGACACAGUUCUCGAGGCAAUCUUGAGCGUGUCUACCAUUGCCCUCACAGUGUCCUACGGCAUGCCCAUCAUGGUACUGCUGCUGGUCGGUCGCGACAAGAUUCCGCCUGGCGGUGUGUACUCGCUGGGAAAGCUGGGUCCCACCAUCAACUGGAUUGCAGUAAUCUACUGCAUCGUCACCACCAUCUUCUUCCUCUUCCCAGAGAGCCCGAACCCGACGGGGUCCAGCAUGAACUACGCGGUCGCCGUGUUCGGGAUCAUGCUUGUGGUUUCGAUCGGAUUCUGGUUCAUCAAGGGACACGGGACGUAUCUUCGCUUCGUGGCUGUUGAGCAGGCUUCGAUCACGGCACAGUCGAUGGAUGAUCCCGUGGUUCACGAGGAUAGCGAGGGUGGCAAGAAGAGUUGACUAUAUGGCAUGCGGCAGUAUAUCGCGUUGCGCCUUUGAUAUUGUGUAGUUGAAUAGCUAAGGUAGCUGGUAAUCAAUGAUUUUCUUGUUUGCAAUCUUCUUUUUCUCUUGGUCCUUAUGGUAGUCGUGCGUGAUUGAGUCGUUCCUGCCUCUCCUGUUGUGGUCAGAUAGCAUGCUACGUCACUCCACCUUACCCACCGCGUGUUGCCGGUCCCUUAACAUCUGCAUCCCGCAAUCGCAAACGCGUCUGGCCCGCCUGCAUAUAGCCAAGCUAAUUAGCUGACCGCAUGCAGGGUCAGCCUGGAAUUGGGGACAUUUCGUACGUAAGACCAAGCCCUGAUCGACGCGACUGGUCGGGAGCGAUAACGGCCACGUUCCGCCAGCUAUGCUCGCAUCCCCGCCUCCAUACCUAAAUGGGCAACUUUGCUGCCCACCCUACCCUACAGUCGCUACCGGCCGGAGCAGUGAG
Emericellopsis atlantica is the source of this 2506-nucleotide messenger RNA. Its product is annotated as amino acid/polyamine transporter I. Gene Ontology annotation, cellular component: membrane. Lineage: Eukaryota; Fungi; Ascomycota; Sordariomycetes; Hypocreales; Bionectriaceae. The coding region runs from base 409 to 2037 and encodes 542 amino acids. The record is from RefSeq and is a predicted model, not a curated record. Gene Ontology annotation, molecular function: transmembrane transporter activity. Gene Ontology annotation, biological process: amino acid transport; transmembrane transport. The transcript has a single exon.